AUCUGUUCGCCGUAGCCGCUCUGUUCCUAGCACCAACCACUACUUUGUUCCCUGUACUGAAGUCACAGGUAGUGGCUGCCGGAGGAGACAGCGCCGUAGUAUAGGUGUAGCAGCGCGCAGCGGUCGUAGCGUGGGGGCGCAUGGCGGUGCAGCAUGGUGACACAAUUAGUGCGCGCGGCCGCUGACCCCGCCCGAAUUAGCGAUCCGCGCGCGUCCUACUUCCACAGCGGCGGAACCCGCGGUUGCGACCCACGCCUGAGCCCACCAUGAUACACACUAAUUCAUAGCUAGCCUAGUUUAUGUACAGUAUGUAUGGUUACACAUAUUCGGGGUUCCCAUGCAAAUGCGCUAUUGACAAUUACACUCUGCUAAAACUUUGAUAACGUCGCGAGUAGCCUCUGAUAACAUUCGAAAAAAAAAAAGCCCGGAGCAGGCCGGCGUGUUAGUUUCUUUGAAGGCAGUACCGCUAGUUCAUCGCAAAAAUAAUACAAACAUAUCAUCUUCGUUAAUUCUGUGUAAAAUUAGUGCCGCGGCUGAAUGAGGCCACAACUGCUAUCAAAUAGAUUUUUAUAGCUCAAAAUGAAACUAGCUGUGCAAAUGACAAGUAAGUCGUGCGCACGCAUCUUGAAAUGUUGAUGUGAAGCGCGCGGCCGGCGGGGGGCCGGUACCGGCGGCGUCGGCACCGCGCGGUAAUUAGCGGCGUGUUGUGUUGUGGAGCUGCGCGGGCAGGACACGGAGCCGCGCGCGUGCGCGCACGCCGCGAUGUGUUUACGUCGCGGGGGUAUUUCGGUACCGGAACCGAUGCCGCACUAUCGCUAGCCAAAAAUCCGAGCGAAAUAAUCAGAUCAAGGUAGAAUCGUUGAAACGGAAAGCUGACGAAUCUCGCUUUCUAUCCGAAUUUAUUUGUUUAGGGGCGCGGGCCGAGCAACCGAUUGUUCACGGAGAUACCGCGUCAUUGAUUCGAUAUGAAACAAUAUCACAUCAGUAGCCAUCACCUCGGAGUCGGAAGUAGUGCAGUAACGUUAUGUACACUCGACUAAAUAGCAGCUGUACGCUGGAAAAAUCCGUUCCAAUAGCCGAUAGCAAAAGGGGGCCACGCCACUGCAGCAAAGCUCCUAGAAAGUAAAAUACGAUAGAAAAACGAAAGAAAAACAUGAAUGGGCCAGACAGUGAGGCAAUACUUUCACGGCACAAUAUAAUGUAAAUGUGUCGCGCUGUUGUUGCACUCCGUUGUGCGCACAAUGGUGUGUUGUCCGCGGCGCGGUGCUGCCCGCUGCAGCUACUGUUUACAUCUAGCCACGGCCUCUACCAGUCACGAGGAGUUAAUUACUUAAUUAGUUAAUCAUUAAAGCACUGCACGUGACGUUAUUCUAUAUGACAGAACAUGUCGGUGUUCACCGUCCCCAGUAGUGGUUAUGAGUCCUAUCGAAAUGUAGACGAACCUGGUGAUCAAUCCCAUGCAUUUAAGCCUAAGAAUUUUGAAAUCGAAAAUCCCAGUAAUAGUUUUGUACCAGCUGGUGGUGACAAUUGCACUGGUUUCCAGUACUCAGGGAACAGGACAUUCGUUAUUCUAAAGAGUAUUGAAAUAUAAAAUAUGCUGUUGUUUUCCGGAAACACGGUAUUAGCAAUAACAUUAUUAUUUUACUUGCGUCUCACUGUAGAAUGGGUCGUUAAAUUUUUCGAGGUAAAAGGAAAAUUACCUUCCUUAAUCUACCGCUAAUCACCAGCAGGCAACCUGCCGCUACAUAGUCGCAGUCAAUAAAUAAUAUGGAAGUCAUUGUUAUUUAAUGUUGCUACAAUCUCAUGGUGGUCCUCGUCGGAGGAGCCCUCAGCUCUUGGUACACUUACGUUACUUACCAGUGACCAUAAUAUCUCAGUGAAAUGAUAUUUUUAUCUAUGGAACUGAAUGAUCGUCAUUUGAAUUAUAAUCCCUGCCUAACAUUGCAAGCCCGCCUAGCGGAGUCAACUUCAUGUGCAUGGAGCUGAAGGCGGAGCCCGGCAUGGAGGGCGCGCUGGUGCCGCGGCCCGUCAAGGAGCGCAAGAAGCACGACCGGUUCAACGGCAUGAGCGAGGAGGAGGUCUCGCGCCGCACUCUGCCGGACCACCUCGCGGAGAACCUCGACAUCAUCAUUAUCGGCAUCAACCCGGGACUGUUCGCGGCGUACAAGGGACACCACUACGCGGGCCCCGGGAACCACUUCUGGAAGUGUCUGUACCUGUCCGGCCUCACGCGGGAACAAAUGAGCGCCGACGAAGACUACAAGCUGCUGAACUUUGGCAUCGGCUUCACGAACAUGGUGGCGCGGCCGACGAAGGGCAGCGCGGACCUCACGCGGCGCGAGAUCAAGGAGGGCUCCGCCAUCCUGCUGGAGAAGCUGCAGACGUUCCGGCCCAAGGUGGCGGUCUUCAACGGCAAGCUCAUCUACGAGGUGUUCUCCGGGAAGAAGGACUUCUGCUUCGGCAAGCAGCCCGACACCAUCGCCGGGACUAACACCUACAUGUGGGUGAUGCCGUCGUCGUCGGCGCGCUGCGCGCAGCUGCCGCGCGCGGCCGACAAGGUGCCGUUCUACGCGGCGCUGAAGAAGUUCCGCGACUACCUCAACGGCCUGGUGGCGCACGUGGACGAGGCCGAGCUCGUGUUCCCCGACAACACCAGCCGCCGGCCGCAGGAGGAGAUGGAGAUCCGACGACUGACGAUGGAGCCGGAGCCGGGGGACACCAUCAUCCUGGAGGACGGGACCGAGGUGCCGCUGAAGAAGAAGCGAGGCCGGCCCAAGAAGGUGAAGCUGGAGAACGGCGAGGUGGCGCCCGCCGCGCCCCGCCAGCCGCGCGCCCCGCGCCCCCCGCCCUCGCUGGAGCCGCACGACCAGCCGCCCAAGAAGAAGCGCGGCCGGCCCAAGAAGAUCCGGCCCGACGACCAGCAGUUCCUGCUGCAGCACCCCGCGCCGCCGCUGCAGGCGCUGCACUCGCACGACGCGCCCUACAUGGCGGCCGGCGACUUCCCCGCGCAGCUCCCGUCGCCGGGCCUGCUGUACCCGCACCAGCACCACCAGCACCACCAGCAGCUCGCGCCCGACUCCAACAACUACUUCCAGCAACAGCCGCCCAACUCAGAGGGCGGUCUGGGCGGCAUGGAGUCGUCCGGGCUGGACGUGAGCGGCGGCGGCGGCGGCAUGCUGGGCGGCAUGGCGCGCGGGUACGGGUCGCCGGGCGGGUACGCGGCGUCCCCGCGCGGCGUGUACGCCAGCCCGCGCUCGCAGGGCUACUCGCCCAGCCCCGCGCGCCCCGCCGGCACGCCGCAACCACAGGAGUCUGGCGUGAUGCACGGGUUCCCCGCGAGCCCCGCGUUCUCGGCGGUGUCCCCGCCGCGCGCGGGGUCUGGCGGCGGGUACUCGUCCCCCGCGGCGCGCGCCGCGCCCUUCUCCGCGCGCUCCCCGCUGUACGCGCACAGCCCCGCGCCCUACGCGCACCAACAGGCACAGAGCCCGGCCCCGCAGGCGCGGUUCUCGCAGUCCCCGCACCCGCACCACCCGCACCCCUACUCACACUCGCCCGCGCCACAGUCGCAGGGUCGUCCGUUCUCGCGGUCGCCGGCGCCGGUGGGCGGGGUGGGCGGAGUGGGAGGGGUGGGCACGACCCCGUUCCCGCAGGCGUCCCCCGCGGGCGCGCUGCACAGCUACACGCCCAGCCCGGCGCACACGCCGUACUCGCAGCACUCGUCGCCCGCGCCCUCGCGCACCCCCACCUACACCGAGUCGCACCACUACCCGGCCGGGGGCGCGGGGGGCGCGGGCGGCGCGGGCCCGGCCGGCUUCGGCGGCGAGCUGUCGCACGAGAUCGGCGCCGCCAUCUCGUCGCCGGCGCCCGUGUCGCCCGGCAUGGCGGCGCUCGACUUCGAGCCGCCGCGCGACGAGCCCGAGCGCGACCACAGCCCCAUGGGCAGCACCGACAUGCACCCCGGGUCCAACUCCAACUCGUCGCUGUCCGACUACAACAAGGUGAGUGGCGCGGUGGGCGGCGGGAGCCCCGCGCCGCCGCGCUACAGCGCCGUGUGCCCGCAGGCGUCGGCGGGCAGCGACAUGUCGCCGGCCGGCGCCGGCUUCGCCGGCCUCUACGACGACUCGCGCCUGCAGUACGCGCAUCUGCAGCACACGCACAGCCCCGCGCCCGACAAGCAGGACCACUACUACCGCCAGGACCAGGGUGGAGGCGUCGGAGACAGCCCGCGGUUAGACCAGUUACAUCAGCAUCCUUCGUCCAUGUAUCCCAGUAAUUACAAUAGGUCGAGUCCCCCGGGCGGUGAGGGUGCGUUCUCCCCGCUGGGCGCGGCCUUCCGCCCCCCCUCGCACCCCCACCCCGCGCACACGCCGCACGACGCGCCAGGUUCUCCAGGCGAGUACGCGGGCGCGGUGAAGCCAAAGGCGCAGGACGUGGCGUCCAAGUCGCUGUCGGGGCUGGAGUCGCUGGUGGACCAGAUCCCCAGCAUCGCCGAGGGGCCCGGCGGCGCGGGCGCGGGCGGUGCGGGCCCCGCGGCCCCGGCGCCCCCGGACCAGGCCCCGGCCGCCGUGGCCGCGCUGCCCGACUACGCGCCCGCGCUGUACCCGCCCUACGGCGCCUACGGCGGGGCUGCCUACGGGAACAACGGGUACGGCGGUCCGUUCGUGGGCUACGGCGGCGGGUGGGGCACGGCCGUGAUGCGGCCCACGCCCGGGUACCUGUCGGAGUGGCAGUACGGGUACCCGGCGGGGGUGGCGGGCGUGGCGGCGGGGUACGCGCCCUACAACGCGCCCUACUACAACGGGUACGCCGGGCCGCCGCCCGCGCACCACCAGCAGGCGCACUACCUGUCGGCGCCGCCGCUGAUCGACCUGCACAAGAACGGCGAGCACUCGGGCGGCGUGCCGGCCGUGCCGUCCGUGCCGUCCGUGCCGUCCGUCGGCUUCGGCGGCUUCUGUUAGUGUACAUAGACUAUCUCACUGCGGGGAACGAGUACUUCCUAGAGUAAGUAGUAAAUUGGACUGAGUAUCGAGGCGAGGGAAAUGUUUUGUAAAGCAAUCGUUAGUGAUGUAAUUUAAUCUUUUUCAACUGAGGAGCUUAAUUUGUAGGAUUUAUUUGUAAAUAUUGUAUGUAUUUUUAUUUCGGUCCAUCACAUGUUACUUUACCGAUCGCUAGUUGAUGACAGUGCCGUUGUGUUGGUUCUGUUGGUCGUCGUUUAGUUUAGUAGGGCACGUCUGUGAUGUGACUGGGAGGCGGGGGCGUGCGACAAUAUCGUACUUAAUGUAUUCGGAAUGUCUGUGAUCUUUAGUGAUGUCUAACUAAUAAUUAUGGCCAUCGUUAUUGCCAUACUGAAAAGUAACUAGUGUUCGGAAUUAGCGGCCGCGUGCUCGUAAUACGAAGUCUUGCCAAUGAUGUGUUUCGCGUUCUAGUCACUUACUAAUUCGUGUCGGCUAGUCAAAUUGAUGUCAUGUACCCUCGCCGCACUCUCUCGCUCCCAACCGAUUGCUCCAACAAAUAUUGUAUCUAAGUCACAACAACGGCCUAUGAGAUAAAUAAUGUAUACCUUUAUUUAGAUUUUAAUUUACUCUAUUUAUAAUUCAAGUUUAGCAUUUGAUAACUAUAUUUUUAUAGUCGCAGGAGGCGGCCAUUUAUUGUAAGCGGUCAUUGACCUUUACCAGUGCACAAUGGGGGCGCGGGGAGGGGUGCCCCGGACGCCGUGCAUUUUACAUAACGUUACCCGAACAGUUACAUUAGCUUCGGAUCGCUAGUGAAUAGCAUAAUUUUACAUAAUGUUGUAACUUAUAUUUUAUUACGCGCGCCCCGUGGCCGGUGGGGCCGGCCCGGUCCGCGGUAGGAUUACUUUAACGUUAACGCGAUGCAUAAUGUCUACUAGGUGCUGAUGGGUUCGAUGGUUUCCUUACGUGACGCGAGUACUUGCGUCCGAGUCUUAUACUAUGUUGUUGAAGUUUUACUUUGUUUCUCGGUGUAUUUGGUAUCGGGUCGUGUAGAGAGUAGGUGUAGGCCCUACAAGUCCCGCCACAGUCCGCGGGGCCGCAGGCGAGUCGUCCGUGCACUGUACAUACGAGGGGAGGGUACGUCGGGAAGUAAACAAUCUUGUACAAAAUUUUAAAUUAGUAAAACUCUUUCCUUUGCACAAAAUGAUAAAGUGUUAAAUAUAAGCUAAAAACGAAAUAACAUACGUAACAAAGACAUAUACGUUAAUGAUAGGUUUACUCGGAAGAAUUUAUAUGAUAGUUAGUGGAUGGAUAGUUGGACAGUCACCGGAGGCAGUCUCGUGGAGUCCCGCGACAGCGCGGCUCGACAUGUGACGUCACUAUGCACAUGAUCUCCAUUAUGUUCUGGUCUGGCUUAGGUUAGGUUACGUACGACCUCGUACACCACCACUAUUGCAAUGCGUUUUUUUAUAUUAUUAUUUUUCGUAUUUCAAAAGGGGAAACAUGAUUAUUUAAAAAUGAAAUCAACAGGGUAUUUAAGAUUGCUUAAGAUAUAUUAUUUUACAUAUAUUUAUUGUGACUUAUGGGCGAUGCGCGGUUGCGGCGCAUCGCGUUAGUGUAACUGAUGUUUGUUUCGUUGUGUCGGCGCGCCGCGCGGGGAACUGUUCACAAUAACAACGCCUUGUACAUAAUGAGUGCUUUAUUACGCUUUUUUGAUAUUAUUAUAUUUUUAUUUAAAAAAUAAUUAUUACAAUAACACUAUUUCUAUAUUUUUGCUUUUAUUUUGUACAUUAACGAUCAUGUAUGUGAUUGGGAGGUUCUGUUAGCGCCCCGUGCCGGGUACCGUGGACACUAAUGCGGGGCGCACGUCCCGGCAUUACUGGCGCGGCCCCCGGCGGGGCGGGUGCGGCGGCGCCGCGGCGGGCGCCCGCGGUGGCGCGACGUUAGCGCACAGCUCGCGGCGCCGAGCUGUGCUCCAACGCGACUGACACUCGGAUACGAUCUGUGAUCUGUUUAAGCGAUAAUCUAGUACUUAAAUCAGUUUUUAUAAAUCUCAUUUUUUCACAAUCGCUAGUACUCGGUAUAGAUUUUAUCUAAACGUCGCCAGUCGUGGCGCCUCCGCUGUGAACGAAAUAAAGGCCUACACUCGCUGCCACCAGUGGCGGCCGCCGGCGGACCGGCGCGGGCCGGUACUAGACAGUGGCUCGGCCGAGGGCUGGUCCGCCGGCCUGCGCGCCACUUGUAUUUCUAAGUUUUCUUGUCUCGAAUAAGACUUAUCGGCCAAUAUUCCUUCCUGCAACAGAGUGCAAUGUCGGGAGAUACAUGUUCUGUCUCGUAAUCAUUAUCUGUAUUGUUAUUAUUAUAUUUUCAUUUACAUUGUAGUUGUCGUGUAUUAUAGUGUCGUUAAGGGCCGCUUGCACUUAACCGUUCGGCUGACACGAGUGACUUUCGACUUUCCUAUCAGGUGCAUAAAGAUUAGAUUUGUACGAUAGCAUAGAGGCGAGCGGUGAGGUCGGUCGUGCUGGACUAAACUGUAGCUUAAUAUAAUAAGUCUCUAUCAACGAGUUAGUGUUAGUGUUGUACCAGCGCGGCGGCGCGGCGGGCCGGCCCGGGCGCGGCCUGCCUGCAUGGCCUGCCUGCCCGGGCGCGGCCUGCCUGCAUGGACUGCCUGCCCGGGCGCGGCCUGCCUGCAUGGCCUGCCUGCCCGGGCACGCGCGGACUGCCCGGGCCGGCCCGCGGCGCCGCGCUCGCUGCCUCUUAUCUGAGUAGUGGUUAGGGUUGACCAGUGUAUGCAUUGAGUCGCUCAACUAUUUGUACAAUAUGUAUAUUUUUGUAAAAUUCACUCUAACUCGAGGCAAUAUUUUAAAAUUUAUCUACAUAUAAUAUUAAAAAUUAGUACAAUUCAUUGUUAUACAGUAACGUGUUUCCUUGGGUUCGCUCAGCACGUACUGUAGCAUCCUGCCAGUGGGCGCCUAUAGUUGCACGACUCACGAGCUCGCACUGCCGUCGCCUGGGUAGUAGGUUCGCGCCCCGGCGCCGCUUGGUUGUGAAUAGAAUCGCUUACCCACUCCGUCUGCUGUCGUCGCGUUCAUCCGUUGCUUCACUCAGUAUUGUCGUGCCAAAACAUACGUAAAUGCAGGAGUAACAAAGCAAUAUCGUAACUAGAUAGUCUCGAACGAAAGCAAUAAUAUCUGGGCGAGUGGACACUGCACUUGACUCUGUACUUCGCCUCUGUAUCGAAAUAUAUUUUGGAACGUCUCGUCACUUGCAGUAGUUUGGUACAAAUAGCAUUUAUCGUUGGUGGCACAGCCCCCGCAGCACCCACCGCCAGCUGAAUGAACUUUAUUUAUUUGGUAUCAGUGAGGUCGGUCGCGUAUUGCGGCCGCUCGUGGCUGCUGCGGGGGCUCGGCUCCGGCCAGAAGGCGGAGGUCUUAUCCUAGCUCAAUUUUAUUAAUUAUUAUAUUAUACUUGCUUGUUAUUCAUCGUUGAAAUAUAGUUAUUUUGAACCUUGGCUGCCUCGUGGCUCCAUUUUACUAAACCGUUGAAAAUUAUAAGUACAUAGAAAUAAAUGUUAUCGCAUAUCAUAGUGGUCUCGUAAUCCCAGUGUGAAGACAGCCAAGGGUUUGUUCCAGAAGCCUGCAUUACUCAAACAACUCGCAUUUGAUUACGGUGCUUGUUUAUCAUAGUCGUGCGAGCGAGGCGGCGCGCCCGACGUUUGGUUGCACUCGUUUCGUCAAUUAUUUACUGUGAGAGGCGCGCGCCGCCUCGCCUCGCAUUAUAAAGUACAAUUUACCUUAACCUGUGUCGUAUGACGUAUAUUGACGAAUGUUUCCAGUAUCGUGACUGUUGAGCGAUGUCGCAUGUUCACAUCUGAUCGUGAUUGGUUCGUGUGUCCGUUUAUAAUAUUUACGCUAGCGGUAACACUAAAGUUGAUAUGUUUGUACAGUUUUUAACGAUAAAACUACUUCUCGUAGUGACUAAGCAAGAAAUAUUUUUAGUAUAUUAAGAUCUAAUCGAAUUACAUGAUAGUGUAACAUAAUAAAUAUUCGAGGUGGAUUUUUCAAAAUUUCGUUAAACUUUGUAUGGUCCUUCGGAAUAUUUGGUUCAAUUGCAUUAUGGAUAACUCUCAUCUGAAACUGACUCCGUGGAAUGUAAUUAGAGUUUAAACUGGAAGAAUUUUAAAUAUUGAAAUACAACAUUUAAUAAAUAAGUAAUGUAUUAUAAAUAGUUUUAAGGUAAAAAGUUAUUAUUAACAUUGUAUGGAAAAAUUGUGACAAAAAUUAUAGUCAUUUGUAAUAUUA
This is a messenger RNA of Spodoptera frugiperda (fall armyworm), 9253 nucleotides long. It is a transcript of the gene Tdg, whose product is annotated as AT-rich interactive domain-containing protein 1A. Gene Ontology annotation, cellular component: nucleus. The transcript is spliced from 15 exons. The coding region runs from base 1971 to 4958 and encodes 995 amino acids. The record is from RefSeq and is a predicted model, not a curated record. Gene Ontology annotation, molecular function: mismatch base pair DNA N-glycosylase activity; DNA binding. Gene Ontology annotation, biological process: base-excision repair, AP site formation. NCBI's taxonomy places the organism in Eukaryota, Metazoa, Arthropoda, Insecta, Lepidoptera, Noctuidae.